Messenger RNA from Chinchilla lanigera (long-tailed chinchilla), 1383 nucleotides. RefSeq names its product cardiolipin synthase 1 (gene Crls1). Gene Ontology annotation, molecular function: cardiolipin synthase activity. NCBI's taxonomy places the organism in Eukaryota, Metazoa, Chordata, Mammalia, Rodentia, Chinchillidae. The record is from RefSeq and is a predicted model, not a curated record. Gene Ontology annotation, biological process: cardiolipin biosynthetic process. Gene Ontology annotation, cellular component: mitochondrion; membrane.
GGUGGGGCCCGGCGAGCGCCGCCAGCACGUAUGAAAAUCCAUGGACAAUUCCAAAUAUGUUGUCAAUGACAAGGAUUGGCUUGGCCCCAGUUUUGGGCUAUUUGAUUAUUGAAGAAGAUUUUAAUGUUGCACUAGGAGUUUUUGCUUUAGCUGGACUCACUGAUUUGUUGGAUGGAUUUAUUGCUCGAAACUGGGCCAAUCAAAAAUCAGCUUUGGGAAGUGCUCUUGAUCCACUUGCUGAUAAAAUACUUAUCAGUGUGUUAUAUGUUAGCUUGACCUAUGCAGAUCUUAUUCCAGUUCCACUUACUUAUAUGAUAAUUUCAAGAGAUGUAAUGUUGAUUGCUGCUGUUUUUUAUGUCAGAUAUCGAACUCUCCCAACACCGAGAACACUAGCUAAGUAUUUCAAUCCUUGCUACGCUACUGCUAGGUUAAAACCAACGUUCAUCAGCAAGGUGUUUCACAGCUUUCACCACAGCCGCAUCAGCUUACAGUUAUUACCAUUACGGUCGGAAAACUGUGCAGGUGAUAAAAGACAGAUGAAGGCCACCUGUCACGUUAGCAAGGAGGCGGUAGACGUCGGCGGUGGCGGCGGCGCCGGCGGAAACCUACAGGCGCUUCCCUGUGCUGGUGCUGCGCUCGCAGAGGGACUCGCCAGAGCGAGCCGUGCCGUCGGCGCUGCGCAGUGUGCGCCGGAGAGAAGCUCGAUCACGGGCCUACGCGGAAUUUCCAAAUGUAUUUUUAAAUACAAGUAAAACUGUCAUUUAGAAUUUUUAAUCUUAGAUUUCUUGAUUAAUUUAUAAGAAAUUAAUUAUUACUCUCAGUCUUUUUUAUAUUUUUUUAAAAACAGCCCAGCAUGGAAACCGAAGAGUUGGCACCCCUAAGUAGACUGUAGAUUGCUCACAAGCCCCUAGCGAAUUUCCUGGGAGUAGGUAGGCAUCCUACACAUCUCCUACCCAGCGUGGCCGCGGGUGGUUGUGUGAUUUUUAAAUCUGUGCGGCAGCAGUUUGUGUGGUUACUACUUGGUCAUGUAGAAUAAUGGGAACAAAGUUAGCUUAGCUGUGGGUGAAGUAAAGACACUGAAAACGUAAGAAGUUGGAAAAUGAGUAAGAUAACCCGGACAGAGGUAUUGAAAUCGCGUCCAGCCUCUCGGGUGCCUAACAGUCCCACACCCGAGGUGGCGGGGGGCGGAAGUGAGAGGAGCGGCCGUGGGCCUGUGCUAACUCCCACAGUCCCUGCGUUUCCGACCCAGCAGCGUUUCCGUGAUACUGGAAGCUGUACACAUACGUUCUGUAAAUAAUAUGAAACUGUGUAUUUUUCAAAAGUUUUUUAAACUUUGGAGAUCUUUUGUUAAGAUGUUAAAGAAAUAAAACUGCUGGAAAAACA